AUGGUAAAUGUGAGCAUUCCAUCGUCUCCUCGGACAACUCCCCGGCACAUACAUCGGCCAAAAGAGAAGUGCAAGAUGGCAAGAUUACUGACUGGACUCAUUCUAUUGGUCUGCCUUCAAUAUGUAUCUUGUUCCAAACUUGUGUGCUACUUCACCAACUGGUCCCAGUACAGACCAGGGGCCGGACGAUUCACCCCUGACAACGUGGACCCGAACCUCUGCACUCAUCUGAUCUACGCCUUCUCCAUCAUCAACUCGGCCAACCAGCUGUCGCCCUUCGAGUGGAACGACGAUGUUCUGUACCAGCAGUUCAACGCUCUCAAAAACAAAAAUCCCCAGUUGAAAACGUUGUUGGCUGUUGGUGGCUGGAACUUUGGAACAACUCAGUUUUCAGCUAUGGCGUUCUCUGCAGCCAAUCGGCAGACGUUCAUCCAGUCCUCUGUGCGCUACCUGAGGCUUCAUGGAUUUGACGGUCUGGACCUGGACUGGGAGUAUCCAGGGUCCCGCGGCAGUCCUCCAGUGGACAAGCACCGAUUCACCCUCCUCUGCCAGGAAUUGUUUGCUGCUUUUGAAAAAGAAGGGGCUGAGACAGGGCGCCCCAGACUCCUGCUGACGGCUGCAGUGGCUGCUGGGAAAACAACCAUUGACAAUGGAUAUGAGAUCGCCCAAGUCUCAAAAUAUCUGGACUUUGUGAACAUCAUGUCAUACGACUUUCACGGAGCAUGGGACCCAUUCACUGGACACAACAGCCCCCUGUACAAGAACUCUUUUGACCAAGGCGACAACAUCUACUACAAUGUGGACUUUGCCAUGACAUACUGGAGAAACCAAGGGGCCCCUGCAGAGAAGCUCCUGCUCGGGUUGGCCACCUACGGACGCACGUUCCGUACUGUGUCUUCCAGUCACAAUGUCGGGGCCCCAGCCAGUGGACCGGCCCCCGCAGGCUCCUACACUAGAGAGGCCGGAUCCUGGUCCUAUUAUGAGAUUUGCCUGUUUCUCAGAGGGGCCAGUCUUCAGUGGAUUGAUGAGCAGAAGGUGCCUUAUGCGAUUCAAGGCAGUGACUGGGUUGGAUUUGACAACAAACAAAGCCUUGAAAUUAAGGUGGAUUACUUGAAGAGGAACAACUUUGGAGGGGCAUUUAUCUGGGCUUUGGACCUGGAUGACUUUUCAGGGCAGUUCUGUAACCAAGGCGCCUAUCCACUUAUCAACCACGCACGCUCACUUCUGGGAACAGACGUCCCAACUCCAGAAACAACACGAGAACCUCUUCCAACCACCACAGAGGCCCCUGCACCAACCACCACAGAGGCCCCUGCACCAACCACCACAGAGGCCCCUGCACCAACCAACACUGAAGUACCAACCACCACCGAAGUACCAACCACCACCGAAGUACCAACCACCACCGAAGUACCAACCACCACCGAAGUACCAACCACUACAGAAGCCCCCGCACCCACCACCACAUUUGCACCCAUGACAACCACCACCUCUGUGUCUGCGAGUGGUUUCUGCUCUGGGAAGUUAGACGGUCUGUACGUGAACCUCGGAAACAAAAACACAUUCUACCAGUGUUCCAACGGGCUCACGUUCCUGCAAAACUGCCCCGCCAAUCUGGUUUUCAAUGACAGGUGCAAAUGUUGUGACUGGGCUUAG
Knipowitschia caucasica is the source of this 1656-nucleotide messenger RNA. The record is from the annotation of a GenBank genome assembly. Lineage: Eukaryota; Metazoa; Chordata; Actinopteri; Gobiiformes; Gobiidae.